AUGGAUGCCUACGUGGAAGAUGCCAAGGCCGCCGCUCGCCGCAAGGACCCAGAAGACUAUAGCAUCUCGCGCAUGAUGCAGAACCUGGCUUUAUCCUCUAGCCAGGGCCCCGAACACACCGAAGUCGACGGCUCCAAGCUUCGAGUAAAAAAAGGCGGCCAGGCAGUGCCUCUGUCCUCCACACUCGAGAUCAAGACGCGCGCCUUCAGAAACCGGCUCAGCUUCGACGCGGUGGCGCCGCAGCUCUGGGUCUCCCAGACGCCGAAUCUGGUGCGUGCGUACCACAGCCGGGGCAGAUUCCAGAUGCCGAGGGUUGAGGAUGUCGCUGCGCAGAUUCAGCGGUGGGAGGCCGGUCAGCAGUCUAGCUUGAGGAAGCUCGGGUGGCUGCUGAAGAGGAUCACGGCGCUAGCCAGGGAGUGCGGUGGCAAAGCUACAGUCAAGUAUGAUGUGGAAGGGGACAAGUUGGUGAUUGUGCGGGACGAGGGGCAGAAGAUGCUGCCGGAAGACUUGUAUGCGAAGUGGCAAGUUGGAGACCACGGGGCAGAGGCCGCUCUUGGCGAUACUGCAGCGGGAGAUGCAGAUGCUGCAACGCCGGUGAAGGAGGCAGGGGCAAAGAAUGAGGACAACAACGCUGCUGUCAAACUCAAGGAGACAGAGAAUGGCAAAGAGACCCCGAAGAGCGCUGCCAAAUCGGCGGCCUAA
This is a messenger RNA of Akanthomyces muscarius, 702 nucleotides long. RefSeq lists its product as uncharacterized. NCBI's taxonomy places the organism in Eukaryota, Fungi, Ascomycota, Sordariomycetes, Hypocreales, Cordycipitaceae. The record is from RefSeq and is a predicted model, not a curated record. The coding region runs from base 1 to 702 and encodes 233 amino acids. The transcript has a single exon.